Molecule: messenger RNA, 975 nt
Organism: Linum trigynum
Lineage: Eukaryota; Viridiplantae; Streptophyta; Magnoliopsida; Malpighiales; Linaceae
Source: the annotation of a GenBank genome assembly
AUGGGGAAAGCUUCCAGGGAUAAGCGGGAUAUCUACUAUAGAAAGGCCAAAGAAGAGGGCUGGCGAGCUCGAAGUGCCUUCAAGCUCCUUCAGAUUGACGAGGAAUUCAACAUUUUCGAAGGGGUGAAGCGUGUGGUGGAUUUAUGCGCAGCUCCUGGUAGCUGGAGUCAGGUUUUGAGUCGUAAACUUUAUCUUCCAGCAAAGCUUUCACAGGAUUCAAACGAUGAGGAUCCUCCUCUUAUUGUGGCUAUUGACCUUCAACCCAUGGCUCCAAUUGAAGGUGUUAUUCAGGUGCAGGGUGAUAUUACUAAUGCUCGGACAGCUGAAGUUGUCAUUCGGCAUUUUGAUGGCUGCAAGGCUGACCUCGUGGUUUGUGAUGGUGCCCCUGAUGUUACUGGUCUUCAUGACAUGGAUGAGUUUGUUCAGUCCCAGCUCAUACUAGCGGGGUUGACCAUUGUCACGCACAUUCUUAGAGAAGGUGGUAAAUUCAUUGCUAAAAUUUUCCGUGGCAAAGAUACAAGUCUUCUCUACUGCCAGCUUAAGUUAUUUUUCCCACUUGUCACUUUUGCUAAACCAAAGAGCAGCCGUAAUUCUAGCAUAGAGGCAUUUGCAGUUUGUGAGAAUUAUUCCCCUCCAGAGGGUUUCAAUCCAAGAGACUUGCACCGCCUCCUCGAAAAGGUCGGGAGCCCCUCCGGUGCAGAUGAUCUUGAUUGCAGUAGCGGGUGGCUAGAAGGGCCGAACAAGGUCUACAUCCCGUUCCUAGCGUGUGGAGACCUUAGCGGCUACGACUCGGACCGAUCAUACCCUCUUCCCAGAAACUCAGAAGGGGUUUACCAGAGCUUGAAUCCAGUUCAGCCCCCUAUUGCCCCUCCUUAUAAGAGAGCCCUCGAGAUGAAGAAGGCCUCCGCUCAGGGCGCUCAAAUAGACUUUGAGAAGCUUGCUUUGGAUUCUUCCAACAAAAGUUCUGUGAACUAA